This is a messenger RNA of Sinocyclocheilus rhinocerous, 2992 nucleotides long. Its product is annotated as histone-lysine N-methyltransferase PRDM9-like. The record is from RefSeq and is a predicted model, not a curated record. Bases 177 to 2735 code for a protein of 852 amino acids. Gene Ontology annotation, biological process: regulation of DNA-templated transcription. The transcript has 6 exons. Gene Ontology annotation, molecular function: histone methyltransferase activity; RNA polymerase II cis-regulatory region sequence-specific DNA binding; DNA-binding transcription factor activity, RNA polymerase II-specific. Lineage: Eukaryota; Metazoa; Chordata; Actinopteri; Cypriniformes; Cyprinidae.
ACAAACAGACGCCGACGUAUUACAACUUCCUGUUUCGGGAAGCGCUGAGUUAGGUUCUUGUUUGCUACCCAGCUAGUAAGCUUGAAUGUCCAACAGGAUUGUGUAUAACCUUAGUGUCCGAAUGUUUGUACAGUGUUAACAAGCAAAAAGUGCGACUUACUGCAAUUGGUGAAAUAAUGUCGGACAGUCCUGAUUUGCCGCCAAGCGAUGAGCAGAAUUUAGAGAUACAAGGCUCCGUUACUAAUUGUCCUUCUGUUGUGAUGAUGGAGGAACAGGAGGAUAGCAUGUUUAGUGACCAACAUUUCUAUUGUGAGAUGUGUCACCAGCACUUCAUUGACCAGUGUAAGGUUCAUGAUCCACCAUUAUUCACAUGUGACUCGCCAACAGCAAUGGGCAUUCCUCAGAGAGCUCUGCUGACGCUGCCGCAAGGCUUGGUUAUAGGUCGAUCAAGCAUCUCUAAUGCAGGGCUUGGGGUUUUCAACCAAGGUCAGACUGUGCCAUUGGGGAUGCAUUUUGGACCUUUUGAUGGAGAGGUGACCUCUGAGGAAAAGGCAUUGGAUAGUGCCUUCUCUUGGGUAAUUUACAGAGGCAAUAAUCAGUAUACUUACAUAGAUGCAGAGAGAGACACUCACUCUAACUGGAUGAAGUUUGUGGUGUGCUCAAGGAGUGAGACGGAGCAGAAUCUUGUUGCAUUCCAGCAAAAUGGACGUAUUCUGUUCCGUUGUUGUCGUCCUAUUAGCCCAGGGCAGGAAUUUAGAGUUUGGUAUGCUGAAGAAUAUGCUCAAGGACUUGGCAUCAUCUGGGAUAAGAUCUGGGAUAAGAAAAGCAUUUCUCUAGGUCCAACUGAAGAACCGGCAACUCAGGACUGUCUAUGUCCUUAUUGCCAUUACUCCUUCCCAACAAUUUUUUAUCUGCGUGUUCAUGUGAAGCGCUCACACCCCGAUGAGUAUGCACACUUUAUGCAGACACAGCCGGUUGAGUCUGUAGACAUAGACCAGUGCCUUCUGGCCUCUGAUGCAGCUCCUCCAACCCAUAUGCAGCCAAUGAUAGAAAGCCAUCAGGGUCAAAUUUCAACCCCAAGUGGACAACCCAUCCAUCAGUCAGAAAAGUCAGACUGCACUGAUUUGUCUGAUACAUGCAGUAAUGGUUUGAGUGACCAGGCAAACUGUGUUGCUGAGGUCUCGGGUGAAAUUAAUAAAUGUGGUGAGUGUGGCCGUAACUUUUUGAGAUCUUGUCAUCUGAAGAGACAUCAGCGCACUAUUCACUCCAAAGAGAAGCCUUACUGCUGCAGCCAUUGUAGGAAGUGCUUUAGUCAAGCAACAGGGCUGAAAAGACACCAACAAACCCACCAAGGGGAGGAAAAGCGAGAGAAAGUUGCUGACAGACCUUCUGAUAUAUACCCUUGCACAAAGUGCUCCUUCUCUUUUGUGGCCAAAUCCAAUUUAUAUCAACAUCUGAAACGCCAUCACCAUGGAGAGUACCUCAGAUUAGUUGAGAUCGGCUCGCUCACAGCAGGGACUGAGGGUGAAACAGAGACUAAUUCUGAGAAGCAUGACCCAACCUAUGAACCUCCUACUCGAGCGAAGAGGUCCAUGAAGAACACUUUGAGAGGCAGGAGUCACCCUAAAAAAGUGUCUGUUGGCCGACCAAGAGGACGACCACCUAAAAACAAGCGUGUAGCUCAGGAUGAAGUGCUUAUCUGCACAGAGUGUGGACAAAGGUUCUCUGAUUUAGAGACACUAAAAACUCACCAAUGUGCAGGACAGGAUAAUAAUAAGAUAGAGGAACCACAGGAAGCAGCAGAUUCUCAGCAUGUCUGCGGUGAAUGCCUGAGAGGUUUCAGUAAUUUUGAUCUUCUCAAAGCCCAUGAGUGCAUUCAGCAGGGAGACGGAUCUUACUGUUGCUCUCACUGCAACCUUUACUUCAACCGUUUGUGUAACCUUCGUCGCCAUGAGCGCACCAUCCACUCCAAGGAAAAGCCCUACUGCUGCACCCUGUGCCUCAAGUCCUUCACCCAGUCUUCUGGCUUGAAGCGCCACCAGCAGAGCCACUCACGCCGCAAAGCCCACCGCCAGAGCUCAGCCCUUGUUGAUGCCAGCAUCUUUCCCUGCACAUACUGCCCCUUCUCCUUCACCGAUGAGCACUAUCUUUACAAACACAUCCGCCGUCACCAUCCAGAAAUGAGCAUUAAAUAUCUGAGUUUCCAAGAAGGGGGAGUUUUGUCUGUUGAAAAGCCUCACAGCUGCAGCCAGUGCUGCAAGAGCUUUAGCACAAUCAAGGGCUUCAAGAACCACAGCUGCUUCAAGCAGGGGGAGAAGGUGUAUCUGUGCCCAGAUUGCGGAAAGGCAUUCAGUUGGUUUAAUAGCCUCAAGCAACACCAACGCAUCCACACAGGAGAAAAGCCUCACACAUGUCAGCAGUGCGGAAAGAGUUUUGUCCACUCUGGACAACUGAAUGUGCACCUCCGCACACACACGGGUGAAAAACCUUUCCUGUGUUCACAGUGUGGCGAAAGCUUCAGGCAGUCGGGAGAUUUGAGGAGGCAUGAGCAGAAGCAUUCAGGCGUGCGCCCAUGCCAGUGCCCUGAUUGUGGAAAAAGCUUUAGUCGGCCACAAAGUCUCAAAGCUCACCAACAGCUUCAUAAUGGCACCAAACUUUUCCCCUGCACUCAGUGUGGAAAAAGUUUUACUCGUAGAUACCAUCUCACCCGGCAUCACCAGAAAAUGCACUCCUGACUGAAGAAGUAAAGACCCUGAUGAAUUUAUGGAUGUCAUUAUGAAAAGCUUGUUGUUCCUGUUUUAAGAUCAUCUUUAGUUCAUCUUUAAGUUCAUUUGAGGCAAAAUUAUUUAGCCAUUGAAAAGAUCCUGUUCUUGCUGAGACUGGUAGACGGGUCUGAACUAGGCAUUUUUGAGUAUAACAUAUUGGGGCACAAAAUUGCUGGGUGUAGUUGGUCCCCAAAGAGUGAUCAUAGUAAAAUAAAUUUGUAAAUGUA